UUCCUUCCUGCUGGCAAGCAGCCCCUUUUCCUUCGAUGCUAGACGCCAUUGUUGUAUCCGGCCCUCGAAGGAAGCUGCCUCGGUUCUCUUCUGGUUGACAUUGAUGAUGUCACUGGAGCUUGAAAUUUCGAGGCUUGCUAUUUCCGCCGGGAAGAUAUAGGGCUGAUUCUGCUAAUCUUUAUGGGAACGGCAAUUGAUGGGAACUUAAACCUCUCGGGGUGGAGCAAGGUCUCUUCACCGGACCUGGGAUUGGCUUCGCCUAAAAAGCGGAUGCGCCAGAGCUGGAUCUUGCAGAACGGAGUGAUUCCUCGAUCUUUGAUAUAUGGAUCGGUGCUCUUCGCUCUGGGACUCAUCUCGCUUUUCACUGGCAACGUUGUAUCCGAAAUUGAGUGGUCCAAGUUCCGGAGGUAUAGACGGGGUGCCACUCAUUACGACAUUGAUAUUUGGAAAUCAGACUUUGCGAAACUUUACUAUGGCUGCAGUGAUAGAAGCCCAAAGUUUGGACCUGCUGUGCCACAAAACCAAUCUAACGGGUACUUACUGAUUGCUACAAGCGGGGGACUUAAUCAACAAAGAACGGGGAUUACAGAUGCUGUUGUUGUUGCUCGUAUUCUAAAUGCAACACUUGUUAUACCAGAAUUAGAUCAUAAUUCAUUCUGGAAAGAUGAGAGUGACUUUGCCAACAUUUUUGAUGUCAAUUGGUUCAUUUCGUCUCUUGCAAAAGAUGUCAUUGUUGUUAGAAGGGUUCCAGAUAAAGUAAUGAGAUCAAUGGAGAAACCUCCCUACAGUAUGCGGGUUCCGAGGAGAUCAACCCCAGAAUAUUAUCUUGACCAAGUCUUGCCAAUUCUGUUGCGCAGGAAUGUUGUGCAAUUAACAAAGUUUGAUUAUCGGUUGACCAAUGAGCUUGAUGAUAACCUUCAAAAGUUACGUUGCUUUGUCAACUUUCAUGCUCUAAGGUUUACAAAACCUAUACGGGUGCUUGGUCAAAAACUGGUGAAGAAAAUGCGAAAGAUGAGCUCACGUUUCAUUGCAGUUCAUUUGAGGUUUGAACCAGACAUGCUAGCAUUUUCUGGUUGUUAUUUUGGUGGUGGCCAGAAGGAGCGGAAUGAGCUUAGUAAAAUCAGGGAACGCUGGGAGACAUUGCCUGAUUUAGACGCAGAGAAUGAACGUAGCAGAGGCAAGUGCCCAUUGACUCCAUGUGAAGUUGGUUUGAUGUUAAGAGCACUUGGUUUUGAAAAUGACAUAUAUCUCUAUGUAGCAUCAGGGGAAAUCUAUGGUGGAGAAAGAACUCUACAACCUCUAAGAGAUUAUUUUCCAAACUUCUAUACUAAAGAAAUACUCGCUGGAGAGGAUUUGAAGCCCUUUCUAUCCUUCUCCUCCCGUCUUGCUGCUAUUGACUAUAUUGUUUGUGAGGACAGUGACGUAUUUGUUACCAAUAACAAUGGGAACAUGGCCAAGAUUCUUGCUGGACGAAGUUUUUGCAGGAGGUUUGCCGGGCACAAGAGGACCAUACGGCCAAAUGCAAAGAAGUUGAGCCCACUGUUUAAGGCACAACAUAAGAUGGAGUGGGCGACAUUUGCUAAAAAGGUCAAGCUGUACCAAAGGAGUUUCAUGGGUGAACCUGAGGAGAUGAAACCCGGAAGAGGUGACUUCCAUGAAUAUCCUUAUUCCUGCAUCUGUCAGAAACCAGAUAUGCAACAAACAGAGCUUGGAGGGAGACCAGCCAUGUUGAAAAAUAGUUCUAGAGCAGUUGAAGGACUUCCCUUAGUGGCAGAAGCAAGAAGGUUUAUCAGAAAAUGAAGGAAUGAAACUCCAAUUGGGAGAAAAGAGAGAACUGGCAGAAUGUUCGCUGUAUCAAUAGACAAAAUAUGCCAGCAGAAGAAGCAUGCAGUCCAAAAUGCGAGCACUCGGCCUCGGCGGAGCAUCAGGCUGCAAGAAAGUAAAGAUUAAUUAUUAUUCAAUAUAUUUUUGGGUCUAUUCAACUUGUCAGGAGAAAUACUGGAAGAGCUGCAUGAUUGAGCUUCAGGUCACAAUGUAAUGAUUUCUAGGCCAAAAUAAUUUACUAAAACAGUUGGAAAAGAGUUAUUUUGGCGAGCAUGUUGUUCCCAUGAACUGUCAUCUAUGUGCUCUAGUAUUAUCUAACGUGCUUCAUUUGAGGGCUUCUCCAAUGCAAUGUGUACAUGGAAUCGGAGACCUUGAUUUCUCUCCUAUGGAGUUCAAGAAAUUGGUAUUCCUUCUAAUGACCAUUUUAUGAAUUAAAGUUUACAGUUACAUGUUAUGGGCAGUUACAUUAAUAUAUUGGCAAUCUGUAACUGACAAUUUUAAGAUAAUUGCGGUAUUAAGCAGAAAA
Molecule: messenger RNA, 2350 nt
Organism: Phalaenopsis equestris
Lineage: Eukaryota; Viridiplantae; Streptophyta; Magnoliopsida; Asparagales; Orchidaceae
Exons: 9
Coding region: 181-1800 (539 amino acids)
Source: RefSeq, a predicted model, not a curated record